Rhopalosiphum padi (bird cherry-oat aphid) is the source of this 2045-nucleotide messenger RNA. RefSeq names its product zinc transporter ZIP2-like. Gene Ontology annotation, cellular component: plasma membrane. The record is from RefSeq and is a predicted model, not a curated record. Bases 677 to 1909 code for a protein of 410 amino acids. Gene Ontology annotation, molecular function: zinc ion transmembrane transporter activity. Lineage: Eukaryota; Metazoa; Arthropoda; Insecta; Hemiptera; Aphididae. Gene Ontology annotation, biological process: zinc ion transmembrane transport. The transcript is spliced from 3 exons.
UCUGCUUUGGUAAAAGUUAUUAAAAAUGCAUGUUAUCAUUAAAAAAAAUAAAAUUAAAACAUAUACAUUAUACAGUCAUCGGAGGUAUUUGAAUUUUCGUCUAGACGACGUUAUUCAAUGAUAAUUUAUACGACUAUAAAUAAAUAGUAUAUAGUAAUAUACAUGUUGAAAAUAAUUUAUUGGGGAGAGACGGUUAACGAAAUCCAUUAUCGUGGAAGGCUGCGACAGUACGGCGGAACAAAAAACAUAAACUGGUUUGUAGACUUUUGGGAUUAAUUUAUCGGUAUUUCGUGUACCUACUCGUAAGGUAUGUAAGACGUAAACAAGUGGUUGGAGGUUUUUUUUUUUUUAUAAAAUGUAUAGCUGUCGAGAGUACUGCGUGUGGUAUGUAGGGACUGUGGCGUCGGUGGCGGCAGCAGCGGUGGUGGUAGUAACUGAUCGUUAGCCCCUCCGACACAGGUAUGUGACACGGCGCGCCGCACCGCAGGGAACGAGUUAGGCAACAGUAACCAGCGCAGCGCACUAGUAAACGGUCCUCCACAGUUUUGUACGGUUUACGCACAAUUCAUAUCAUACACAUCGGCGAGCAGACGGCAAGCGUUUACACCCGUUUAGCACGACACAAACAAGGCAUAUAUUAUUAUCACCGACGCGCGAACACCAAGAUCAUAAUCGAAUGGCAGACGACGGGAUCGGAGUGGUGUUGUUCGAGCACAUCACGGUUGCCAAAACGAUCGCCAUGCUCGUCCUGGGCUUGGGGUCGUUCAUAUUGGGCAUGUUGCCCAUAAAACUGACUUCCAGGAAAUGGUGGCGGCCGAACGCCGAAGCACCGCCGCAACCGGCGGCUGGCGGCCAUUCGCACCCCGGUCACUCGGCCUCCGAGUCGUCGCCAAUCGUGUCGCUGCUGUUGUGUUUCGGCGGUGGCGUGUUGCUGUUCACCACGUUUUUGCACCUGCAGCCCGAGGUCCGGGAGAGCGUCGUCCGACUGCAACGCGCGCACAGGCUGCCCGACGGCCACGGCACCGAAAACCUGGGCGACCUGAUAUUCUGCGUCGGGUUCUUCUUGGUGUUCAUCAUCGACCAGAUAGUGCACGCCGUGCUGGACGGCUUGUACGGCGGCGCGGACGGCCAGGAGAUGCUGCACCGGUCGAUGAGCCUGAGGCGGCGCGACAACCCGGCGGCCGCGGCGGCACGCCCGAACGAGAUCGGCGAGGAACAGUACCGGUCGCUGUCCUGGGAAAUGACGCUGCCGGCCAGACAGCAGGGAAACGCGGCGCAGCAGCGACAGCAGCCGCGGCGCGGCGAGGUGUGCAACACGGUCAAUCGUCGUCCGCCGAAAGCGAACGGACAGUCGUUUCGCGGCCUGUUCGCCGUGCUAGCCCUGUCGUUUCACGAGGUGUUCGAGGGCCUGGCCAUCGGGUUGGAGGAGCGCGUCGACCACAUGUGGUACCUGUUCUUCGCCGUGGCCACGCACAAGCUCAUCAUUGCUUUCUGCAUCGGCUUGGAACUGGCCUGGCUGGAGACCAAGAAGGCCGUGCUCGUCGCGUACGUGGCCACGUUCGCCGUUGUCACGCCGGUGGGCAUCGCCAUCGGCAUGAUGCUCGUACGCUACGGUAACGGCGGUGCUGUGGACGGCGCGCCCGGAUUAGUGGCUGUCGUCCUGCAGGGGCUGGCGGCCGGCACCCUGCUGUACGUCGUGUUCUUCGAGGUGCUCGCUAGAUACAAGCAGUCGGGAUUCUCGCACCUGUCGUCCAUAAUACUCGGAUUCGCCGUCAUGCUGAUGCUGCAGAUGAUGACCCAUCACAGUCAUAGUCACGUGUUAGAUGACAACCAUCAUCAAUAUUUGGAUCUCGAUCAUGAAUCUCAUGAGCAUACAUCUCAUACACAUGGACACGAACAUGGUCAUUAAAACUUUUAAAUGAUUUAAACUUAAUACUUUACUAAUCCCAUAGAUUAUUUAAUUUUUAUAUAUUAUUUUAUUUAUAAACUGUUUAUUAUUAUUAUUAUUACUAUAAAUACUAUACAAUACAUUUUUUAAUCUAAUA